This is a messenger RNA of Lactuca sativa (garden lettuce), 1373 nucleotides long. RefSeq names its product calcium sensing receptor (gene CAS). The record is from RefSeq and is a predicted model, not a curated record. Gene Ontology annotation, biological process: cellular response to calcium ion; de-etiolation; regulation of stomatal closure. Lineage: Eukaryota; Viridiplantae; Streptophyta; Magnoliopsida; Asterales; Asteraceae.
AAAGACUUGGACUUCAACCACCAAUUACACAACUUGAGCUGUUUCUAUAUCUCUUUACCAAAUUCGUUCUUCCUUUCACCUACACCCUCUCCCCCUCCACUUCCACUCAUCAGCCAGCGGUGGUGAUGGCACUCAGAGCUUCAGCCACCGCUAGACUCCACCACCACCAGCCUCCACCACCUUCCUCCUCCUCACCCAAAACCCCGCACCCUUUUAAAUCCACACCCAGAACACAACCCCGUCCCGAUUCUUCUCUCUCGCUCUCCACAUCCACGACUUUAUCCCUCGUAGCUCUAUUCACAGCUCCGAUUGAAGCCAAUGCUUUCACAAUAUCCAAAGAUGAAAUCUUCUCAUCUCUAACUCAAGUGGAAGAAAAAAUCGACCAGGUUCAAAAGGUGAGCUAUGAUGUGUAUGAUUUCACAGCGAAUGCAAUAAAAACGGUGGUGGAUUUCCUAAAACCCGCGGCGGAUGUGGCAAUGCCGGUGCUAAAGCAGGCCGGAGGGGAAGCAGUGAGGAUGGCUACGCCUGUGUUUUCAGAGGCAUCAAAAAAAGCUCAAGAAGCGAUUCAAAGCUCUGGUUUCGAUACUGAACCAGUAUACACCGCUGCUAAGACAGUAGCAGAUGCAGCGGGGCAAACUGGGAAAGUGAUCCAAGAGGCUCAACCGAUUGCAUCAAACACGAUGCAGACCAUCUCAUCGGCGGACCCAGCCACCAUUGCCGUCACCGGCGGAGCUUUAGUCCUAGCUUAUCUCCUACUGCCACCUGUCUUCUCCGCCCUAUCUUUCAACUUUCGUGGAUACAAAGGUGAUCUCACUGCUGCUCAAGUUCUUGAUCUUGUAUCUUCACAGAACUACACUUUGAUCGAUAUCCGAUCAGAAAAGGACAAGGAUAAAUCCGGAGUUCCCCGCCUUCCUUCUAGCGCCAAGAACAAAAUGAUCGCCAUUCCAUUGGAAGAAGUACCAAGCAAAUUGAAAGGCCUCGUUAGAAACACAAAGAAAUUAGAAGCCGAAAUUGCAGCGUUGAAGAUAUCUUACCUCAAGAAAAUCAACAAAGGCUCCAAAAUUGUGAUCCUCGACACGUACACGGAUUCAGCCAAGAUAGUUGCUAGAUGCUUAACCGAGCUCGGGUUCCAAAAUUGUUGGAUUGUGGCUGAUGGUUUCUCGGGAGGCAAAGGAUGGUUACAAAGUCGAUUAGGAACCGAUUCAUAUAAUGUAUCAUUUUCUCGUGUUCUAUCACCAUCUCGGGUAAUCCCUGCUGUUAGAAGCUUCGGUACCACGAGUGCAACCAAGUUGCUUUCCGAUUAAUUAACUCUUUCAAAAUUGUUUCAUGUAGUUAUAUGUUUAUAAUGGUGUUCUUAAUGUGCUUGAUGAUCA